AUGAAGAAAGUGUUUAAAACGCCGGUACGGCGGUUAGAGCGUAGUGACGUGGUGAAGCAUAACAAAGCUAAUGCAGCGUCUUUUUCUAGCUCAUCUGAAGAUCAAUCCGUUUCAAAUUCUUCUCUCUGGAGUGCUCUGAUGACGCGCUCUGGAGAGUUCCCGGAUAGAACCAGUUUCAGGAACUUCAGAGAUGAAGAUGGAGAUAUGGAUCCUGGUGAUUUGGCUAUUUCUGUUGAAGCCUGGGAAGCUUACAAGAAGCGAGAUGAGUUCAAGUCUUCCGACCACGAGAUUCACAAGUAUCCAGUUCAUGAUUUAAAUGAAGCAGGUCCUAGUGGUCAUGCUGAUUCUGAGUUGACGUGGUCAGAGGCGAGCGAGAGUGGGAGUUUUAGGAAUUUGUCGGAUAAAGUUGUACUUGAUGGUGGUAGUAGAGAAGAGAAUAAACGUGGUCUUCAGACGAAGACGAAUAAGGUAAUGUCGAGAGGCUAUCUUGUUCCCAGUCCCAGUGAUGUUGUGGCUGUUGUUGGUGGUGGUGGUGGUAUAGAGGGAGUAAGACCACUGGGGCUUAAGCUUCCUCCGGCGAAACAACCUCCUCUUGAACAUCAUGGAUCAUCUUGGGAUUUCCUUACGCAUUUCGCUCCAGUAGGUGAAAUUGUUAGGCGGCCAAGUUCCUCUUCUUCUUCUGAGGGAGAGGAAGUGGAAAGGGAGGCGAGGCUUCUCGAGUCUGCGGAUACAGCUGAUAAGGCAUGCCCAUUCACUACAAACAAGGGUGGUGACUCCUCUAGUAUAUGA
Brassica napus (rape) is the source of this 789-nucleotide messenger RNA. RefSeq names its product mitogen-activated protein kinase kinase kinase 1-like. The record is from RefSeq and is a predicted model, not a curated record. NCBI's taxonomy places the organism in Eukaryota, Viridiplantae, Streptophyta, Magnoliopsida, Brassicales, Brassicaceae. The coding region runs from base 1 to 789 and encodes 262 amino acids. The transcript has a single exon.